This is a messenger RNA of Molossus molossus (Pallas's mastiff bat), 762 nucleotides long. RefSeq names its product membrane spanning 4-domains A15 (gene MS4A15). Gene Ontology annotation, biological process: cell surface receptor signaling pathway. The transcript is spliced from 6 exons. Lineage: Eukaryota; Metazoa; Chordata; Mammalia; Chiroptera; Molossidae. Bases 7 to 735 code for a protein of 242 amino acids. The record is from RefSeq and is a predicted model, not a curated record. Gene Ontology annotation, cellular component: plasma membrane.
AGCACGAUGUGUGCGGCACCCGCCAGCAAUGGAGUGUUUGUCGUCAUCCCGCCCAACAACGCCAGCGGCCUGCGCCCACCGCCAGCCAUUCUGCCCACGUCCGUGUGCCAGCCUCCCGGGAUGAUGCAGUUCGAGGAGCCACCAAUGGGGGCGCAGACGCCAAGGGCCACCCAGCAGCCCGACCUUCGGCCAGUGGAGACAUUCCUGACUGGAGAGCCCAAGGCUUUAGGGACGGUCCAGAUCCUCAUUGGCCUCAUCCACCUGGGCUUCGGCAGCGUGCUGCUCAUGGUCCGCCGCGGCCGCGUGGGGAUGCUCUUCAUCGAAGGCGGCGUCCCCUUCUGGGGAGGAGCUUGCUUCAUCCUCUCUGGGUCCCUCUCUGUGGCAGCCGAGAAGGACCACGCCAGCUGCCUGGUAAGGAGCAGCCUGGGGAUGAACAUUCUCAGUUCCAUAGCGGCCUUUGCCGGGACAGCCAUUCUGCUCAUGGAUUUUGGUGUCACUAACUGGGAUGUGGGCAGGGGCUAUCUGGCUGUGCUUACCAUCUUCACCAUCCUGGAGUUCUUCAUCGCAGUCAUUGCCACCCACUUUGGGUGCCAAGCCACCCGCGCCCAAGCCAACGCGCCUGUGAUUUUCCUGCCCAACGCCUUCAGCACAGACUUCAACAUCCCCAGCCCCGCAGCCUCUCCUCCCCCUGCCUAUGACAAUGUGGCAUAUGUGCCCAAGGAGUCGUCCGAGUAGCUGGUCACUCCGGUUGGCGUCCAGCCU